AUGGCAACAGCCGACCCGGGACCGGAAUACAAAUGUUUGAGUUGUACGUUACCCUACAAAGAACCAAGGCUGUUACCUUGUGGUCAUACUUUCUGCUGCCGAUGUCUGACGAAAUACAUCAAGUUGGAACAAGUCACAAAAGACGAGGACCGACAUUACUUCCCGUGUCCGAUCUGUGAAGCGCCAAUUACUCCCGAUGACGCCAAUGUGGACGUAAGUACAUGGGCUACAUGUUUUCCGACAAAUGAUUUGUUUGUUGGCCUUACAGAGCAGACGUCUACUGUUCAUGAAUGUGCUUCAUGUCUACGAGGAAAUGAAUCGCACCAUGCCAAUGUCCGAUGUAUCGACUGUGAUGAACAGCUCUGUAAACAAUGCGAAAUUUCGCACAAGCGGAAUAAAGCAUCCGCUUCUCAUAAACUUGUUUCAAGUUUUGAGAAUGCUGGUGAAUUUCGUGAUUUAACAGUCUAUGAAACAUGUAACAAGCAUAAUGGAAAAAAAUUGGACGUCUACUGUAUCGACCAUAGCGUUAUGUGUUGUAGUAUCUGUGUGUCGGUUUCACAUAGGCAGUGCAACGAUGUUAGACCAAUAGAGGAAGUGAUCAAGAAAACGAAAUUUAACGGUGAUACAGCAUGGAAAGAGCUGACCGAAGAAAUGAGGAAGAUAUCAUUAGAAGCCGAUUUAGCGAUAACAACGCUAAACGCAAAAGAAAGGGAUUUUUCGGCAAAAAUGAACGACAAGAUACAAAAAGCUAAAGACAACUUAGAUUCCCUUAACGCAGAGUUUCAACAUAACCUCGCAAAAAAAUGCCAAGCCCAUACGGAAAAACUAUCAUUUCGACGGAAGCAUGUCAAUCUUUUUCGCAUUAACGCAGAAAAUUCACAUCUACUGAUGUCACGUUCAAACCAACGCCUAUCCGAUCAUAGUAGAUUUUUCCUGAGAGAACACACACAAAAUCAAAUAUCGAGCCAUCACCGGCGUUUAGAUAAAAACAACAAGAAUGAACCACAUGGGUUUGAUAUAACAUUGAAGAUUGAUAAACGUAUUGACGAAAUAGUAGGAAUGACAACUGUUGGGAACGUUGACGUGAGCUCAACACAUUCAACUGUCUUGCAGAAUGCUGAACUCCGUGUAGGUACAUUGAUUGCAGCUAUGCGGUCGACACCUCUUAGUACAACAGUUGCCGAUUCGAGUUCUACCUCGGACAUCACCCGGUCUCUGCAAGAUUGUGCAGUGCAGAUAACAUCAGCGGUGGAUGUAUGGACUGGCUCGGUAUCCUGUGAACGGAAGGUUAACAGCAGCACACUAGGAGGAGUAAAAACACCUUGGUUGAACGGUGGAAUCUUCAUUGACAGCGACAAGUUACUUAUCACAGACCGCAACAACAACAGACUCCUGAUGUUUGAUGAUACAUAUUCCUACCUGAGAGAAUACAAACUUAGCGAUAGACCCACAGAUAUUGCACGUGGACACACUGCCGAUGAGAUAUUCGUGGUUGUUGGCGAGAACCAGAUACAGCGAUGUACACUACAUAAUAAUCAGCUGUCCGUGACCAACAAGAUCAGCACUGCGCGUGGUACUUUGGGUAUAACUCUUCUCGGAGACAGCAUCCUGGUUGGUACUUCUGAAAGCGUGAAGAUUUUGAGUCCAGACGGAAAGGUCACCAAGUCCAUAAAAAAGAAAGGUUAUAAUACGUAUCUCGCCGUUUCGACGACUAAGUCAAUGUUACACCACAGAGAUGGCAAUGACGUAGUGUGUAGAGGACUGUACAAUGGUGAGGUAGUCUAUAGAUACAGCGACCUUGGUCUGAAAGGUCCUAGAGGUAUUGGACUGGACCAGGAUAGCAACGUGUAUGUCUGUGGUCACCAUUCCGGCAACGUCUACAUCAUUUCGCCUGACCGGUCACGUGGGAAGGUACUACUGCCAAAGCUGUCCGAUAUUACCCAUCCGUGGUGUAUAGUGGUUCAUCCAACUAAACAGGAGUUCCUAGUUACUUCCUCCAAGGGGUCCACUGCACUUGAGGUGUACAGAUUCAUUGACAAUAAGUAA
This is a messenger RNA of Pecten maximus, 2046 nucleotides long. RefSeq lists its product as uncharacterized. Gene Ontology annotation, molecular function: ubiquitin-protein transferase activity; zinc ion binding. Gene Ontology annotation, biological process: positive regulation of DNA-templated transcription. The coding region runs from base 1 to 2046 and encodes 681 amino acids. The record is from RefSeq and is a predicted model, not a curated record. Gene Ontology annotation, cellular component: chromatin; nucleoplasm. Lineage: Eukaryota; Metazoa; Mollusca; Bivalvia; Pectinida; Pectinidae. The transcript has a single exon.